GCUUGCUUUGUAAAACGUUAUUUUUAUUGCUGUGUUGUGUAGUGUGUUGCAUGCAUGAAACGUUUAUUUAUUUCGGCUCUUCACUAAGCCACACAUUAAUAGAGAUUUUUAAGACAUAUCAACAUGGCAAAUUUUCCAAUGCGACUGCCUUUUGAAAAUAAGCACAAUAAAAAGUAAGAUUGUAACCUUUAAGUUUACUUUAAGUGUAAGUGUAGUGUUUGGCUUGGUAAAUUUGGAGAGAUGUCGCCACAUGGCCGCCAUCUUGGUUGAUACGACCAGUUAAUUCUGUCACUAAACUUAACUAAAUGUAUCCCUAAACCUAACCUGAACACUAAAUUUAUUCCUGAACCCUAAAUGCAUCCCUGAACCUAACCUGAACCCUUAUUCAUUCACUCAAUCACUGCAGCAACUAAAACCAAAAUAAACAUGCAAAUGAGUAAUGACCUGAUGGUGAUGGCGACAUCUCUCCAAAUUAGCCUAUUAGUAUUAGUGAGGUAAUAGUGCGGAUUGCGCUGUACCUAACACCUAAAAAUUAAAUGUUUAACACUGUAGACCCAGGCAGUGUUUGCCAACAUCUUUUGUGCCAUGCCCCACCUAACUAAGCCAUUCUAAUAUCGAAGUGGCUAUGUGGACCCAGGUCCCUUUAGCCAAAAUCGCCAUCCGGACCCGGCUGGUCAUUUGAGGUGUAUCUAUUCUGGGUAAUCUACCACUUGAGCGUCUGCCUAGAAAAAAUCCAGUUGUUCCGAUUGGAAGGGCUAUUUAAACAAGGCAGUGUCUACACGUCCGCGCCGGACGUCUAUCUCCCGCACUAUGUGUCCGGCGACCAAGUCACAUGACCGCCGUAACAAAGUGGCGAGAGAUAUCUUGUCGGUCAGCCUUGUCACGUGACUGCGAAUAAUUCAAAACUAUUGAAUUGUUAAUUUUAAAAUCUAUUUCUCUACCAAGUAAUGUACUGAGUAUCUUGAAUGCAAAUAAUAGAAAACAUUUUUGUUUAGUUUGUUAUUUGAGUUUGUGUACCAGUAAUCCAUAAAAUAAAUUAGGGGCCAGUGUGGAGUAGGCGUAGGCAACCAAUAAAAGUUAAAGUAAAAGAUUUCAUUUUAAAUUAAUGCAAUUGCUACAAAAUAUUUAAAAACUUCUCAUGAAACUACUGUUGCUGAGGAACAUGAUAAUAUAAAUAUAUACAAAAUAUUUUAAUUAAAAUGGGAAGAAAAAAAACGACCCUUUCCCCGGUAUAGAUCCUCAAACCUUCCUAUCAUCAAGCAACCACUCUACCACAAGACCAGACAAGAUGUAAUAAACCGUACUUCGUUUGGAAUUAUAAAAACUACUAGCCGUCCGGCCAUGUCCGGCGGUCACGUGACAAGCCGCCGGACGUAUAUCUUGCGCGCGCCGGACGUGUAGACACUUCGUUUAAACAACUAUUCUUACAUUGGAGUCUGUUAAUAUUUUGGGAAGCGUUAUACGCCAUACGCAUUCGGCUGCGCAUAACUCUCAGGGUUAUACGCAGUCGGCUAGGAAUUUAGCCAAAUAAGGUUUAUCAAUCGCUUGUUUGGCAAUUUAAAAAAAAGUAUUAUGCGUAAUUAGCUGCAUUAUGGGUUGUUUUGAGCUAUAACUUUAAGUCACACAACCGACUGAUCCAAGUAUGGAGCUCCAACUAAAGCUCAAACAAAUGGAGCUUGAAGCUCAGAGAGAGAAAGAAGAAAAAGAUAGAGAGCUAAAAAUAAAAUUAAAACAAAUGGAAAUAACGGCCAAUUUAGGAGCAAUGGAAAAUAGACUCACGGCUCCAGCCGGUCAGGGUUGCGAUGCAAUUAAAUUUGCAAAAGUAAUCCCUAAAUUUUCAGAAAAAGAGGUUGACCAAUAUUUUGCGCAGUUUGAGAUAACUGCCCAAAAUUUUAAAAUUCCUGAAACUAUGUGGUCCACCUUACUUCAACCAGCCUUGACCGGAAGGGCAUCCGAAGUCUUUGUGUCCCUGAAUGCGGAACAGCGCGGGGACUAUAACCUAGUAAAAUCAUUAAUACUUAAGGCUUAUGAAUGUGUCCCCGAAGCAUACCGUAAAAAGUUUAGGGAACUGUGGAAACGUGAUGGCCAGACUCAUGUCGAGUUCCUCCGGGAAAAGGAACGGCUCCUGGACAAGUGGCUGCACGCAACCAACACUGAGACAGACUUCAAGAAAUUCAAGAACCUCAUUCUGAUGGAGGAAUUCAAGAACUGUGUUCGUACUGAGGUGCGAAUACAUAUUGCAGACUGUGGCGAAGGUGACGCACAUACGGCAGCAGUGUUAGCCGACGACUUCACCAUCACUCGUCGACUUUCCAAGAAUCCAUUUGACACAAGAAAAGACAGGCACAAUAGGACAACAACAUCAACUUACAGUAAACCUCCACAAAAACUAUUCAAGCCCGGUACGAAAGAAAUUGGUGCAAAAGACACAUGUGCCUACUGUAAAAAAGGACAUACGAGGGGUGAUUGCUGGAAACUCAAGAAGAAAACUGAGAAGACCACACAUCCUGGUACACAACACAAAGUCUCCGCUUGUACGUCUCGUCAUACAUCUGGAAACACAUUUUCAAAAUUCAAGAGUUUUUGCUCUCCAGAUGUCCAUACAAACUUUAAAGAGGUUUGUCACGACUCAUCAAAGAGUUCCAUUAUGAACAAUAAGGCUAGUUUUACUGACUCCAGCCAAGUUCCUGCUUCGACUGCGAGUUUUAUGAGCUUGUCGCCAAGAUCCUUUUGCUCCAAGAAGAGGUCUACCUCCAGAGGGCGUUUUACUGAGGACUUGUGUGCAAGUUUUGACGACUCUACACAGAGUUUUACUUCCUCUACCCUAGCCGAAUGUUCUCAAGACUCCAACAAGAGUUUACCUACCAAGGUCCAAAAUUCUACAUCAGAAAAUACUGAUGUCAUACAAGACUUCAUGCCUUUCAUAUCGGAAGGAUUCGUAUCACUGCCAGGUGAUUUUUCCAGUCUACAACCAAUCAAAAUCUUACGAGAUACAGGUGCUUCACAGUCCUUGCUACUUGAGGGUAUACUUCCCUUGUCUGAAUCUACUGCUACUGGGAGCAACAUCCUGUUACGAGGUGUAGAGCUGGGAUGCAUAGAUGUACCUUAACAUCUCAUCAACCUAAAAUCUGACUUAGUCUCCGGACCUGUGGUUGUGGGUGUCCGACCAACAUUACCAUUGGACGGCAUCUCGUUUCUGCUAGGCAAUGACUUAGCUGGUGGGAAGGUGAUAGCUGAGCCCAUCGUUACUCAUGAACCUUGUUUAAAUGAAAAUCAAGAAGAAGAUCAAGAAUUGUAUCCAGCAUGUGCCGUGACAAGGGCCAUGAGUUCCAAGAUCUCCACAAAAGAGAUUUCACAGGAAAGCAAUAACAUUCUUCCUGAAAUUGACCUGGGAAAAACAUUUUUUGCAAGUCUAAAUGAAGAGGCUAGUAAUUACAAGACUCCAACUCGAAUGCAACUUAUUGAAGAACAGAAGAGUGACCCAGAAAUAGUCAAACUUCGAGAGAACGCUUUGACCCAAGAAGAAGCUGAACAAUUCCCGAUAUGUUAUUACCUUCAAGAUGACAUACUUUUGAGAAAAUGGCGACCUCCAGACGCAAAUGCUGAUGAAGAAUGGAGGAUAGUUCAUCAAAUAGUAGUUCCUACCCCAUUCCGGAACGAAGUCCUGAACUUAGCCCAUGACUCACCACUUUCAGGUCAUUUGGGAGUAAAGAAGACAUAUCACAAAAUCACGUCGCACUUCUUUUGGCCCAAAAUCAAGAAAGAUGUGGUUGAAUACUGCAGAUCAUGUCAUACUUGUCAGGUGGUAGGGAAACCAAAUCAGAAGAUACCAGCAGCUCCUCUUCAACCCAUUCCAGCAUUCGAAGAACCUUUCAGUCGCGUCAUUAUAGACUGCGUUGGACCUCUGCCAAAGACAAAAUCAGGUCACCAAUACUUGCUGACAAUCAUGUGUGCGUCAACAAGAUUCCCAGAAGCUAUUCCUCUUCGCAAUAUCAAGACUCCGAACAUCGUCAAAGCCUUGACGAAGUUUUUUACAUUGUUUGGUCUUCCGAAGUCUGUACAGUCUGACCAAGGAACCAACUUCAAGGCUGGAAUAUUCAAACAAGUGAUGAACCAGUUGGGCAUAGAACACUGCUUGUCGAGUGCAUAUCAUCCUGAGUCACAGGGAGCACUUGAGCGAUUCCAUCAGACGUUGAAGAACAUGAUGAGAACCUACUGCCUAGAACAAGAGAAAGACUGGGAUGAAGGCAUCAACAUGCUACUGUUCGCCGCAAGAGAAGCAGUUCAAGAAUCACUUGGAUUCAGCCCCUUCGAACUGGUGUUUGGCCACACGGUUCGCGGUCCCCUUAAACUUUUAAAAGACACGUGGAUGUCAUCGGCACCCACGGAAGGACUUCUUGACUAUGUCCAAAAAUUUAAAACUAAACUUUUUAAUGCCGUUAAUUUGGCUAAAACACAUUUAAAAGAUUCACAAUCUAAAAUGAAAGUUUGGUAUGACAAAAAGUCAAAAUUCAGACAGUUUGCUUCAGGGGACAAAGUGCUUGUGCUUUUGCCGAUACCAGGGCAAGCACUACAAGCUAGAUAUUUUGGUCCUUAUGUUGUUGAGUCCAAAAUCAAUGAUUUAAAUUACAUUGUGUUAACACCAGAUCGUAAAAGAAAGAAACAGUUAUGUCACAUUAACAUGUUAAAAGAAUAUUUUGAUAGAAAAUGUGAUGAUCAUUGUCCAUCCUCAGAAACAAAUGUUAACACAAUCUCAACUGUAACUUCAGUACUUAAAGAAAAUGUUACUGAAACCUUUGAUAGUGUCCCAGAAAAAGUUGGUAAUUAUAAACUUAAAAAUUCAGAAAUAUUAGCCAACUUAGAUAAGAAACUAGGACAUUUGUCAUUGUCAGAGAAGGAUGUUGUUAAGUCUGUUAUUGCAGAUUUUGUUUUACUCUUCCCUGAUGUACCUAAUAAAACCAACAUUGCUGUACAUGAUGUUGACAUUGGCAAUGCAGUUCCGGUCAAGCAACACCCCUAUAGGGUCAAUCCGGAAAAACUUGAAAUAAUCCGGUCUGAAAUAAAAUACAUGCUUGAAAAUGAUAUAAUUGAACCAAGCUCUAGUAACUGGAGUUCACCAUGUAUUUUAGUCCCAAAGCCUGACAAAAGUUACAGGUUUUGUACUGACUUCAGGAAAGUGAAUGCAUUCACAAAGACUGAUUCCUUUCCGAUUCCAAGGAUAGACGAUCUUAUAGAUCGAAUAGGUGAUGCCAAAUAUGUAACCAAGAUAGACUUACUAUCAGGUUAUUGGCAGGUUCCUCUAUCUGACAGAGCAAAAGAAAUCUCUGCUUUUUGUACUCCAGAUGGUUUAUAUCAAUAUAAAGUAAUGCCGUUUGGAAUGAAAAAUGCCCCAGCUACAUUCCAACGUCUUGUAAAUAACAUUAUUGCUGACCAGGAAAAUUGCAGCGCCUAUAUUGAUGAUGUAAUUAUUUACAGUCAAGAUUUUUCAACUCAUGUAAACCAAUUAAGAUCUCUGUUUAAAAAAUUUUUGCAGGCAAAUGUAACUGUAAAUUUAAAUAAAUGUGAAUUUUGUCAUGCAACUGUGGAAUAUUUAGGUCACAUAGUGGGUCAAGGUCAUGUAAAGCCUGUUCAAGCUAAGAUAAAUGCUAUUGUAUCACUUCCACCACCCACUACUAGAAAACAGUUAAUGAGAUUUUUGGGAAUGGCAGGUUAUUAUAGAAAAUUUUGCAAAAAUUUCUCAGUUAUUGCUUCUCCUUUAAGUAAUAUGUUAAAGAAAAAUGCAAAAUUUCAUUGGUCAGAUGCUUGUCAGGAAGCAUUCGAAAACAUUAAAAAUAUACUUGCUAAUGCUCCUGUUCUCAUUGCACCAGACUUUAACAAACAGUUUAAAUUAGCUGUAGAUGCCAGUGAUGUUGGCAUUGGUGCAGUUCUUUUUCAAGAAGAUGACCACAAUGUAGAUCAUCCUGUCUCUUAUUUCUCAAACAAAUUUAACUCACAUCAGAAAAACUAUUCCACUGUAGAAAAUGAGUGUUUAGGUUUAAUUCUUGCUCUCCAACAAUUUGAUUUUUAUGUCAGUUGUUCUUUACAUUCAGUACUUGUUUUUACUGAUCACAAUCCUUUAACAUUUUUGAAUAAGAUGGUCUCCAAAAAUCAAAGAUUGUUAAGAUGGAGCCUAUUUUUACAAGAAUAUAAUUUGAACAUCAAACAUAUUAAAGGAAAAGAUAAUGUCAUUGCAGAUACUUUGUCCAGAAAUUAAUUUUCACUUAUGUUAUUGUUUAUAAGCUGUUAAGAAGCUUUUUGUCUAAUAUUUUGAGAGUAAGAAAUGUACUUUCUUCAAUUUUAAUGGAAAAAGAAUUCCAUUUUUGAACAAUGAAAUUUUUUUUCUUUUAAGAGGGGAGGUGUUAUAGAGAGCUUGUUUACAUAAUAUUUCUGGUGCGUGCCCUCUGAUUGACCCCGCAUGAGACGCUGUGUUCACAAAGGGGUGUGGCUUAGGUCUUUGAUGUAUUUCUUGUUUACGCCGCCAACGAAUAAAAAUAAUUAAUCUGUUCCAAACUAGUAUUUUGUAGAAUGAUUUUGAUUUUUCUAGAAAUUUCUCGAAGGCAGGGCUUGGGCGUCGGUAGACCCACCUAUAUAAGGGAUUGACAGGCACGGACGAGGACGGAGAUUUUCUUAUAGAUUCUCUUAACAUUACGAGGCGUGUUUUAUUCUUUGUGUAUUUGUGUGCUCCUACUUAUAUGUGUUUAUUUCGCAUUAUUUAUUGGCAUCAUUAUUUCUAAUUGUAUUAACUGUGUACCGGUACGACAUCUGCCAUACUGUAAGUUGAAGAUUGUAAUUUUAUUUUAUUUUAUUUUGUAAUUAUCUUAAGACAUAAUAAAUCUUAAUUAAUUGUGACUAGAAACUGUUUUGGGUCGUAUCCUUAAUACUUAAUAUUGUUGAUUAUAUGGUAUCGUCCUUUGUUAGGCACUGUUUACAACGAGCCAAUUAAAAUUAAAAUAGGAGAUUAAUUUCUCCCAAUACAAGUCAGUGCGUAACAAAGGGAAAAAUACCAAACAGUUUCUGUCAAUUGAUAACAUUUUAUGCAGUUUUUCACAGACACUAAAAUGCAUUAGAAAUUUAUUCCAUUUGAGUGAAAACAAAAAUCUUAAAAAUUUCAAAUUUUUUGUCCAGUGACUAGGAACAUUGCAGAAGGUUGUGAUGAUAAAGUGCUGGGCACAGUAUAGGAAAUAAAAAAAAAGAAAGCACUCGGAUCUGAUAAAUGAUUUCCUGUGCCUCUUUCCAAAAAUUAAAUAUUUUUAUAAAUAUGUUAAGGAACUUUGAAAACUAAACAAGUGGCCUAUAUUAUACUAAUAAAUAUUGAAGGCUUGAAUUUAUCAGAGGUAAUUUUUAUAAUACAUUAUAUUGAUUAUAUCAUAUUUUACAAAUACUAGUUCCUCUACCAUAUUUUCAUUCUUAAGCUUUUUGUUACAAAGUUAUUGUUCCUUAAACUCUGGUAUUUUCCCCAUCAGAGGUGUGUCUCUUGUUGUAAUUUAUCAGGUUUAGGAGUGGGUGAUUGAGUAUUGAUUUUCUGAUUGGGGCUGAUCAUUGAAUUGUCUUGAGUGGAUGAGGCAGGCUGGUUAGCCUCAGUGAGUCUGAUUGGCCAGGCGAGCUAGUCUCGAUAUAAUAUUAUGGUCUGGUGACUGCCAUCUAGUUUCACAUGAUCUUUGCUCUCACAUUCACUGGUGAUUUUCUAUUUGAGGUCAGACAUAUUAUUAUGUAUGAUAUAUGAUCUUUCCUUCUAUAUUUACUAAUGCUUCCGUGGUGAAUUUAUGAUCUAUUUGUUGCUACAUUUAAUAGUAUUUAUAAUGUUUAAAGUCAUGUAAGUCAUAUAGGAACGAAUGAUGAGAUGCAUUUAACAAAAAUUCAAAUAUCAGUAAGACUUGGAACUGAUAUUUAUCAGAAGCAAAAUAAUUAAUUAAGAUUAUAGCUUUAUUAUGAAAGACUUAAACUUAAAAGUUUUGUGUAUUAAUAGCAUUUUUAGAUCCUUUUAUUUACUCUUGAAGUGCCAAAAAAAAAGUACAAUAAAUAACUAUUUUAGUCUUAAGAGUACAUGAUUAAUCACCUUUGUGCUCAUCUAAUGUUUAAAAGUUGUACUCUUGUCUGAAAUUCAAUGCAAUCCUUUAUUCUCCACCACAGCCUUGUGAAACAAGAAAGUUACCAGUGCCAAAAGUGUCUCCAGAAAGGACAUUUCACCUAUCAGUGUACGGGCAAGAGGAAAUAUGUGGAGCGGGACUCAAGGACAAGGCUUCUAAACAAACGCAUUAAGAUGGAGGAUGAGAAGGCAAAGUUGGAAAUGUUGUAAGCUGUGUUAGAGUGAACAUAAGUUUAGGAUUUUCAAUUUCCUUGUCUAUACUGUGUGGUUCCAUAAUAAAGACAAUCUAAUGCAUUGUAUUGAAUUUAUGAAAAAAUUGAGAUUGAUUAUUUCAUUUUUUGGGGUAAGUGAGAUUUUUUAGAAAAUUUCAAUCCAUUUCUUGGGACAAAAAAAUAAAUGAUCUAGCAUUCUCAUGAGAAUCAGUACUCUAAUAAUAAUAUUACAUUGUCGUCUGCUGCUUGUAUAAAUUGGGAUCAUUUUAAUGCACAGAAAGGUCUUGUUUGUUGACAAGUAGUCUUAUUUGUUCAAAACAGUGAAGGUUUGGCGUGGUAAAUGACAUCCCUGUUAUUAUUCAAUAUUAUCAGAUGUCUGUCCAGACAAAAGAAAGUGAAGUCAUAAAGUCAUUUAAAGUGUACAGUUUUUUUGAAGGUGCAAUGGCCAGCAUAUUUUCUUGCACUAAUAAAAAGCUAAAUCUUUUUAAAUCAAAAGAUAUCCAUGUAAAAAGAAUCUAAGACAGUUUCAAGUUGACCAGGUUAUUAAUUUGUUUUAAUCCUAUUUCUUAAUGUAUGUACUUAUUUCCUACCUUAAACGCAUCAAAUCAGAUAAAACUCCAUUGUGCAGACAUGAGACAAUAAAUCUCCUUUUACACCUCCCUGCACAUCAGGAUUUACACCUAAACCAUCUACCAAAAAUACCAGACCACACCAACACCCUCUACAUGACAAGUUGCAGAGAGUGUGCUACUUCUUCACAUGCCCAAAUGGUGCUGGAUGUGAAUGAUGAUUAUAUUGAUGAUGUAUUUAUGUAUAUUUAGAUUGUAUCAGAUAUAUGAUUUUUCAAUUAUUUUUUUCCAGAGCUAAGUCCACAACAGUUACACAGAAAAAGCAUACAAAAGAUAAAAAGAAGCGGAAGAAAAGGUUAGCCAUGUUAUUUGUGAAUUAUUGUAUAUUUGACCUCAAUCAGAUCAUCUUGUAACGCAGGCGGAGUUUCAAAAACAAUUUUUGGUGCAAAUAUUUCAUUUUACUUUUUUUAUUUUCAUCUUCUUGCUGUUUCCUUGUAUGAUAUCUUCAAUUAAGUCUGAUAACAUCACUUGCUCUAAAUAAUUUGUAAAAGGAAGGACUUUUUCUUAUGUCAAAUAUAGUUUAUUGCUUAUUUUAUCAAGUUCUGCAGAAUUUUUUUUUUUUCCAAAGCUAACCUCUAGCAUUUUUCAUCUAAUCCUCAGCUCGGAUGGAGAUUCAAGUUCAACUUCUAGUAGUUCAGAUUCUAGUGAGGACAGCUCAAGUGACAGCUCAGAUGACUCCAGCUCAGAUUCAGAUGAUUCUUCAUCAUCAUCAGAAUCAUCCUCAUCAUCUGCUACUUCUUCAUCAGACUCCUCAUCAGACUCUGAACCAGGUGAGGGAGAAGUCAAUGAAAAAAAGAUCACUUCUGGUAGGAAAAAGAAAAAAUGAUAAAAAUGGUUUUGGAGGUAUUGGCUCUUGGAGAGAAAUUUAUAAUUCUAUGAAAUAACAGGAAUUCUUGAAAUCAGAUUAGUAAAAUGUUAUCAUUAAAUUUGGUGAAUUAUUAAAUUUCACAAAGGAAACAAAGUAUGAGAUCAUAAUCCAUGUGGGUUCUGCUUUGGCUAUUGUUUGAAAAAUGUUGGAAAGUUGUGGUUGGACAUAAUAGUGAUUUCAAUGUGAAAGUACAAGGUAUCUUGAAUUAUAGAGACAUAAUGUAGUUGGACUAGAUGCUAGAUAAAUUGAAAGAGUACUUAUAAUGUAGUGAAAGAAUUAGUUCCAAGCAAAUUUUUAAAUAUUUUUAAGUCUAAUUGUUUUAUUUAAAUUUAAUUAAAAGCUGUAGAGUAGGUUUUUAAAUAUUUAAGCUAUGUCAAAGAAUUGGUAAUUUAUGUUUGCAUAUUUUAAAUUAUUAAAAAAAACUAUUUUCUUAUAAUUUGAAAUUCUUUGCACCGAUAAAUUUCAAAUUUAUAAUAUUUUUGAAAUUAACAGCAAUUUUUUUAAAGGAAAUAGUUUAAUUCUAAAAUACUGAUUGUUUAAUACAAAAGAUAAAAAAAUACUGAGUUAUAAUAUUUCAUUUAAAAUUUGACUUUUUAAUUCAUUUUUUUAUAUUUUUUAAGCCUAAGCCAUUUUUGUUAUUAAAAAAUUCCAGACUUGCAGUGCUUUAGGUUAUCUGCCAGAUGGACCAUAUUUUUUAAAACAAAGUCUUCUAAUGCCAAUGCCAAAAAUGUAAAAUUUGAUUGUUGCAAUCUUGACUGCUGUUGUGGAUGUGUUUAUGAUUAUGUCACUUAUGUUUUACAAGAUGACUUGUUAAAUGUCACAUGUGUAACGUAAUGCACAUCUCAGAUGUCUAUUUUAAAUUCAGACAGUUUAAGAGACUUAUCAUUCAUUAACUCAUUCCUAAUGGCAGUGGAACUUCCAUUCUUAAUUUAUAUUCCUGAGAAAGGGAAGUAACUCCAUGUUGCAAUUGAUGUACAUAAUUUGUAGAAUGGCAAACAAAUAACGAGCAAUGACCAAAAAAUCAAUUUUGGGUCCUUAUAUAAACAUGGUAGACACAGAUGUACUUGACUACAUAGAUGUACUUGACUACAUAGAUGUACUUGACUACAAAGAUGUACUUGACUACAUAGAUGUACUUGACUACACAGAUGUACUUGACAACACAGAUGUACUUGACUACACAGAUGUACUUGACUACAUAGAUGUACUUGACAACUACAUAGAUGGAAAGUAAAACAAGACAAAAAGCUUCCUGUUUUUAAAUUGACUUAUACAGAAUCACACCGUCUCGGGAAGUCUUGAGGGAUGUGAGAUUUCAUUGCUAUUUUUAAUGAUAGAGGUGUGUCACUAUAUGCCGGGAUGCCUUUGGAUGCAUCUGUUGGAACCCAACUGACGCAAUUAGCUGCAACCAUCUGCAAUGAAUUUGUUUCAUCCAGGUCUGUUAAAUUCUUCAAUUCAUAAAUUAAUUUUAUUGAUCUUUUUU
Messenger RNA from Lymnaea stagnalis (great pond snail), 11317 nucleotides. The record is from the annotation of a GenBank genome assembly. NCBI's taxonomy places the organism in Eukaryota, Metazoa, Mollusca, Gastropoda, Lymnaeidae.